Molecule: messenger RNA, 770 nt
Organism: Choloepus didactylus (southern two-toed sloth)
Lineage: Eukaryota; Metazoa; Chordata; Mammalia; Pilosa; Megalonychidae
Gene: BRICD5
Product: BRICHOS domain containing 5
Exons: 6
Coding region: 130-696 (188 amino acids)
Biological process (GO): regulation of cell population proliferation
Source: RefSeq, a predicted model, not a curated record
AAGUCCCCACUCAGCGAGACGCUCCAGAGGACGUACUGUGAGCCAAGCAGAGGCUUUAGUUUCUACCUUGAGAAGACCCAGCCCAGCUGUGGGGGCUGGAGAGCCCCAGGUCUGCUGCUACUGCUGGCCAUGGCCAUUGCUGGGGCUGUGGCCGGGGGGCUGCUUGGUUCCACCCAGGGCCCUGCCAAGCCACUGCUGCAGAUGCUGCACCUGACACCCCCAAACCCACGGGGGGCCUGGUCCAACCAAACCACCCUGGUGGACGUGGUGCGGAAGGUGGCGACACUCACAGUGACCCCCCCACGGAGCAACGGCAGCUGGGUGGUGCUGCUGGACGGGCAGAGCGGCUGCGUCUGCUACCGCCCAGCAGAGCACCGGGCCUGCUUCCUCCGCGCAAUGGAGCCAGGGGAUCGGGAGGCCCUGCAGCUGCUGCUGGACACCUCACAGGCCCAAGAGUCUCGUGGCCCCAGCCAGGACACCCGCCACACCCAGGAGCUGCUGGCCGUGCUAGGCAGGCACGAGGUGGCCCCUGCCCAGGUGGGGGCUUUGGUGCGGCAGCUCUGUGAACGGACCCCCAUCUACUGGGCCCGUCGGGCAAAGGGGCCCCCAAGGCAGCGGCUCAUCUACCUCUGUAUCGACAUCUGCUUCCCCAGCAACAUCUGCGUAUCAGUCUGCUUUUAUUACCUACCAGAUUAAAGCCCCAGUCCCGGCCCUGAUCCCCACCAGCUGGCCACCCGUCACCCGCACCACAGAGGUCAACUGAGAUGAAU